Paramuricea clavata is the source of this 444-nucleotide messenger RNA. The record is from the annotation of a GenBank genome assembly. Lineage: Eukaryota; Metazoa; Cnidaria; Anthozoa; Malacalcyonacea; Plexauridae.
AUGCUAGAGGAUGCCCUGGUUUUUCUGGGAAAUGCUAAUGUGCGCCUCAACCCUUGGCGCCAACGACGAUUCUCGGAAUACCUCACUGAAGUUGGUAAACGCACCUUCAAGGAGGAAAUACCCUCUGAUCGGCACCUCUUUCCGGAGCGCUUCCACGACCGCAUCAAGAGUGAGCACAACCACUCCAGUUCCAAUAAUAACCUCAUUAGUCUACCACGCAUGCAACCUCGUUUUGCAGCAAAGCCAACUCCAUCUCAGCAGCCCUUUCGUGCCCCCGGUAGCAGAUACAACAGUACAGGAAACACGUCCUGGAAGAAGCGUAGGUGGGGUCCAAGCCAUCCAACACCAGGUCGACAGCAGCUAAACGCUACCGACAAAACAAACCAGGUUCAACAAAUAAAAGCUGACUAUCUGCCUUUCCCAAAACUAUCACCAGUCGACUGA